This is a messenger RNA of Baudoinia panamericana UAMH 10762, 1242 nucleotides long. RefSeq lists its product as uncharacterized. Lineage: Eukaryota; Fungi; Ascomycota; Dothideomycetes; Mycosphaerellales; Teratosphaeriaceae. Gene Ontology annotation, biological process: mitotic sister chromatid segregation; mitotic cell cycle; protein localization to kinetochore. The record is from RefSeq and is a predicted model, not a curated record. Bases 110 to 1069 code for a protein of 319 amino acids. Gene Ontology annotation, cellular component: nucleus; chromosome, centromeric region. The transcript has a single exon.
UGAGGGGUCCGUGCGCUGUGUUUUGUUUCGCGUCUUCCCCUCACCACAACCAGCACCGAAUGCGCCGGCGAGCACUACACAAACCAUCUCUCCUUUUGGUGCCGACACAAUGGCGACGUCGCAGCAGGUUCACAAUGCGUUGCUGACCGAACACUUCCGCUACACACCACUCACCUUACUCGACGACAUCAUCAACACCGUCAACGAACUCGUCUACCGCGCCGUCAGCGCCAUCGAAGAAGGCCUAAACAACGUAAAACCAGAAGCACUCGGCUUCACCCUCUCCCCCUCCCAAGCAGCAGCAACGCUCCCAAGCGAAGAAGCACGACAAGAUGCCCUCUACCACCUCAAAGAAAGCGAAAUCGGCAAUGGCAUCGUCCAACUCGAGAGUCUCCUCAACGCAACCGUCGAUCGCGACUUUGACAAAUUCGAAAUCUACACGUUGCGGAACAUCAUGGCGAUUGGGCAUGAGGAUGAAGCGAGGGAUCUGGCGCAGUGGGUGCGGUUGGAGCACUAUAAGCAGCUUGAUCUGGCGGCGGUGGAGAAUGUACCGAGUCCGGAAGAGGUGCAGUUACAGCGGAGGAAGUUGCAGGAAACGAGGAAGUUGAACGCUAUGCUGAAGGCGGAGGAAGCGAAGAAUGCGGCGGUGUUGGAGCAGCUGGGCGGUCUGACGGGUGGGAGUGGGGAUGCUUCACAGUCGCCUUUUGCCUUCCUCACGGAGUCGGCGCGGAACGGGCAGCCGAUGGAGCAGAGUGUGCAGUAUGCGCUCACUCAGCUGCCUGCUUUGCGUGACCUGCUCGCUCAGCUGCAGCAGUCCGUGCAGACGCUGCCGAAUGCGAGGCAGCACAUCGAAGAUCCAGAGUCCAAAGCGGCAAGGCGGAGACAGUACCUCGACACGCAGGCUAAAAAGGCUAUGGUGCGCAGAGGCGUCGAACCUACUGCGUCGGAGAGUGCGGACGUGUCUGCGGGGCGGAAGAUCGGACGUGACGAGGUGGAAGGUAUGGAGGCGGUGGUGCAGGCGUUGGGAGGCGCGCCGGCUACGCGACAUGCUAUGGCAGACGACGAAUGAUGCUAAUGACAAGACCCUAGCGAGGAGUCCGGAGUGUCUUCAUCUCUUUUCCCAUAAGGGUAGCGUUUGCCAGCCACUAAGCUACGGCUAGGAAGUUCCUCAGAGCAGUUAUGUACAACCCAUCCCCACCCCACAAGCGCACACCAACCUCCCACGCAAGAGACAAAACCACC